Messenger RNA from Tuber melanosporum (Perigord truffle), 1504 nucleotides. RefSeq lists its product as uncharacterized. Lineage: Eukaryota; Fungi; Ascomycota; Pezizomycetes; Pezizales; Tuberaceae. The transcript has a single exon. The coding region runs from base 1 to 1167 and encodes 388 amino acids. The record is from RefSeq and is a predicted model, not a curated record.
AUGCAGCCCUCUGCUUCAACCCGUCUACGCUUAACCCUCGCCUUCUUCAAACUCCACAAUGUCCUCCAUCCCCAGCUUCCUUUAACGCCCAUCGAACGUAACCGACUUUUAGGACUCGUGAAAGACUCGUUUCGUCAACAACUCAACUCAGUCCCCACCCCACCAACUGAUUCACAUGUUGGGAACCUCCUCGUGACACUCCCAUUCUCAACCUCGUUGGCCGGAAGCAAAGAUCUCGAAAGGAUCCACGAAGACCCCAUUGGGGUCUUUGAACAGCAAGUUUUGGCCGGCAGGGCUACAUUGGGACUCGCUGGAUUGUGUUUGAAUAAGUACGUUGAGGGAAUAAGGGCGAAGGGAUGGAGAGCGGAUGGGGAGAACGCACUCGGUAGGGUUCUCGAAGGACUUCAGAAGAGUGGGCUAGUGACCAAGAUGAGCGCAAUCACAAAUUCACCUAUCACACGACCAAUCGUCGAGACGCUUGUGGUUGAAGGGAGAGAGACAAAGAUCAUGGAUCUUUUGAGCGCAGCCAACAUUCCCGACAAGGGGAAGUUUGAGAUUUUGCAGUUUGGAAUUUUGGCUAUGGAGGUAAAGGCUGGGAUUGACAAGGCUGUCGAAAUGUUCGAGAGAUCGCUUCACACUUCUGGAAACAAGAAGUAUCAAUAUGGAGAAUUCCAACCUGUUGGACUACAGCUUUGUCGGAAAGUCAAAGAUGGCGAGUCGAACAAGGAACAACUGUUGGAAAAGUUGGUGUCUAGCGCCAAACUCUGGGCGAAGUCGCCAUUCAUGGAAGCGGCGAUCCACCUACGAUUCGGAGGAAGGACCGACACUGCUGUCGGUUAUUUCCUCAGCCUAGAUAAAGGCGGGAGCGAGUUUUGGGGCAGCAAAAACAAAAAUUGGUACCACAGGACGGCGAAAAUGGGGUUAGAGCUCGGGAUGGUCUGUGCCGAGAGAGAGGAUUGGGCGGACGCAGCCGCCAUCACGGAUAUCAUCCGCCGGAGGUUCUGCGGACGAGUCGCCGGCCUUUUCGCGCAUGAAUUGGGGGCACGGGACCAUGGGACGGCCCGAGAUGCGUUACAGAAGGCUUUAGAGAAGGUCAGGAUGAAGGGUGAGUUAUUGUCGAAGGAGAGGAGCGUCAGUGAUAUGCUCAACCGUUGGGCGGCUACAUGAGCGCCAGGAAUUCUCCAUCCCAACACCACCCACAGUACCGGUACUGGCACAUUGCACUCUCUGGUGCACCAUUCUUUCCUUUUCUGUUCUUCCCUCUUCGUUGCCUUAUUUUAUUUUUAUUUUUUACUAUGAUACUCCUUUCAUUCUUCUCUGUCUAUCCUUCGAUUCCGGGCAUUCCCGUAUCGGUGGUAUGUUUCGCUGGUGCAAGGGCAUUGUGUUGGGGAUAGGCCGGCGUUUACGGGUUUUGUGCUUAUAGUUUUGCACGACAUUGUUUCUUUUCUUUUCCGAUACUUGUACUCGUACAUCCGAUUUCAUAAUAUACAUAUGAUACCGGUAA